Messenger RNA from Colletes gigas, 1236 nucleotides. RefSeq lists its product as uncharacterized. Gene Ontology annotation, biological process: lipid transport. The record is from RefSeq and is a predicted model, not a curated record. The transcript is spliced from 3 exons. Gene Ontology annotation, molecular function: lipid carrier activity. Bases 110 to 1051 code for a protein of 313 amino acids. NCBI's taxonomy places the organism in Eukaryota, Metazoa, Arthropoda, Insecta, Hymenoptera, Colletidae.
GUGGUGGGACGACAUAAUGAAAUUACAAGGACGUCGAAGUGCAUCGCUGAUAUAAAGGAACAUUCGAGGCGAAGAAGUAUGUUAAACCAGUUGAAAACAGUGCUGCGACAUGAACGCCUUAUUAAUUCCGCUCUUCUUAGCGUCCCUGUUCAAGGAUGUCCAGUGGAAGCACAGCCCAGAGUACACGUUCGACGUGGAAAUGAACAUCACGUCGAUCCCCAUGGAUCACGACGGCACUCACAUAAUAAACGCCAUGGCCAUGGACCUCUUCUGCAGACCGAAACAACCAUACGCGCUCUACUGUCGCCUGGACAAUUGCACGCGACAAACCACCGAUCCGACCGUCGACAACAAGGUAGACCUGUCGGAGGAUGAAUUCCGUUAUUUGUGCGGCGAGAAACCGUUCGAGAUCCGUUUCGACGAGCACGGGGUGGCGUAUUUGAUCGUGAACGCGGAUAUCCACACCUCGAAGCUGAACGAUCUGAAACUGAUCGCCGAGCGUUUCAACGUGGGUGGCUACUCGGACGAUCGUCGAGGAGGAACGUUCGACGUUGUGGAGAACACGACGAUCGGUCAGUGCGUGGUCAACAUGGAUGUCAAAUACUUCCCUUCCAAUCGGAGAUAUAAAAAAUUCUUGUACGAAAUGGGACCGAAGUCUCAGCCGAGCAAACACCGCGAUGAGUACUUGGUCAUCCAGAAGACGACCAACCUGAACAACUGCAGCCAUUAUGCUUCUUUCUAUUUUGGAAAAUACGGGAACAACGUUGUCGUCGAACCUGAUCUGCACUCUCAUUUGGAAAGCUCAGUUAGUCAUAUUUACAUGUCGAACGAUCGGUUCGUGUCGAUGUUGACCAGAACCGGUACGAUGGGGUCGGACAAAACGAACAAUCUCGUCGCAAUUCAUCAAUACAUACGUCUAUCGCUGAAGAACGUUAGAGAUGUCGAGGAAGAGCUAGUCACUGAAAUCGAAAAACCGGCGAAAACCUUCAUAGAAGUGAAUUCGGACGUGGCUGCAAUCCCGGACGAAAUGCUGAAAGGCUAUAAAAAAUAACACAUAAUAUCCACGCCCAAAGUCCUGAUGAUUGCUACGAAUAUUACUGGUUCGAUGGAAACCGAAUUCAAUACAUAUAAGGUGCAUUUUAGCACUGACUUUAUAAUAGAAACACCGUCUAUGUAGAUUACACAAUUUGCACAAUAAAAAGAAAACUCAAGAGAAUAAUCGUUGCAAGCUCCCAU